AUGGCGAAAGCCACCGAGGCCAAACUCUCUCCGAAUUUACCGGACGUGUUCCUGAGUAACAGAAUGAUCCAAAUGUAUUCCAAGUUUCCUGGAGGCCUCGAGCACGCCAAAGCUGUGUUUGAUUCCACCUCCUCCAAAAACAUCUUCUCGUACGUUCUCCUCCUCUCGGCCCACACAAAAGAACCCGACGGCCUCGAUAGCGCCACGUGGUUGUUCGACAGUAUGCCAUGUCACAACCUUGUCGCCUGGACCGUGAUGCUUGCAGCAUAUACCGCAGCUGGGCAUCUUGAUUUGUCAAUGCGAAUAUUUCACUCAAUGCCCGCAUGGGAUCUUGUAGUGUUAAAUGCGAUGCUAGCGAUAAUAAACGAGCACGGGAAUAUACCACGCGUUGAAUCAUUUUUCGGGUCUAUGGAGGCAAGGGAUAUUAUUUCCUGGAAUAGCAUCUUAGAUGCAUAUGCCAAAGCCGGGCAUAUGGGAUCUGCAAAGAGCGUGUUUGAUACCAUACCACAGAGAGACAUGGUGACGUGGACGACCAUGCUGAAUGUGUAUGCCAAAGGAGGCUAUGUUGCAGAGGCUGCAAGUGUCUACGAGAGCAUGCCUGAAAGCGAUCUAGUUUCGUCAACCAUUAUUAUUACAGGAUAUACCCAAUUUGGGUAUUUUGAAAAAGCGAAAGAGGUCUUUUACUCGCUUCCAUUAUGGAAUCUUGUGCUUUACAACUCCAUGAUCACUGCGUUUUCUCAAGCUGGCGAAUUGGAUCAAGCACGACGUUUGUUUGAUUUGGCAGUGGAGAGAGACGUGAUCACUUGGAACGCCAUAGAAUCGGCAUAUGCUCAUCACAAUUGCCUCCAACAAUCUCUUGAAAUCUUUCGUAGAAUGCCACAGCACGACGUGUUCUCUUGGAAUAUCCUCAUUGGAGCGUAUUCCCAGCAUGGCAAAGUAGCCGAAGCCGUCAAAAGUUUCAGUGGCAUGCCCGAAAGGAAUCUCACAACGUGGAACGCCAUGCUAUCAGCAUAUACUCAAAACGGGCAUCUUGAGCAGGCAAAGUGUAUGUUUGACUCUAUGCCUGAACAUAGCUGCAUAGCGGCAACAGCGCUGAUUUCCACAUACUCUCAUUUCGGGUAUAUUCUUGAGGCAGAAACAUUGUUUUGUGAGCUGGUUGACAAGGACUUAGGAUGCUGGAAUGCUCUUCUUUCCACAUAUGCCUCAAACGGGCAUAUGGGAAAUGCGAGUAGAGUGUUUCACAGCAUGCCUCUAAGAAACGUUGUUUCGUGGACGACGAUGCUGGCUGGACACACACAGUACUCUCGCAUCACAACCGCAAAGAAGUUCUUUAAUUCGAUGCCUGACAAGAACUUGGUGUCAUGGAGUGUGAUGCUUGCAGCAUAUGCCACAAACAAGCUUCUCACGGCGGAAGCGCUGGAGCUUUUUGACAAGAUGAAAUCCUUGGAGCUUCCAGACGAGACUUGUUUUGUGCUUGCUCUUCUAGCUUGCAGCCAUAUUGGCAAAGCUGAGCUUGGCAAGUGUCUUUUGCUGUCCUUGGAAAUGGAUUUUGGCCUGAAUGUGACAAGACAACACUACUGCUGCUUGAUUGAUCUGCUUGCUCGUAUGGGGCAUACAAACGAUGCAAAGGAGCUGAUCCAAAGUAGUCCAUUUGUGCCCGAAGCUCUCGAAUGGAGAAGCUUGCUUCGAAACAGUACUGCUGUUGCUGGAAACACCAUCAAAAUUGACUCUAGAGAUGGAUCGCAAUACAUCCUCCUUGCAAAUAUGUAUACACAAACGGGGUUCCAUUAA
This is a messenger RNA of Selaginella moellendorffii, 1791 nucleotides long. RefSeq names its product pentatricopeptide repeat-containing protein At4g02750-like. Gene Ontology annotation, biological process: RNA modification. Gene Ontology annotation, molecular function: protein binding; RNA binding. The transcript has a single exon. Lineage: Eukaryota; Viridiplantae; Streptophyta; Lycopodiopsida; Selaginellales; Selaginellaceae. Bases 1 to 1791 code for a protein of 596 amino acids. The record is from RefSeq and is a predicted model, not a curated record.